UAUAGGCAUCGAUCAUGUAUCCCUGGAACAGAGCAAGUAACAUCUCCCAGGCCACAGUUGUUUAAGCCACUCUAGCUUGCAUAUCAUAGGAAGGAAGUGCAGGCUAGAAGAUCUUCGGUUGCCAUGGCUUCCUUCAAGCUGACGCACGUGUGUUUCAUAGUUGUGAUGUUCUCUGCUUUGUUCUCCUGUUGCAGAGGGCAGGGAGGAGGUGGAGGUGGUGGUGCUGGAGCAGCAACAGCAGGAGGAGGAGGAGGGUCGGGCAUUGGUGCAGUGGUACCAGGGACGCAGGAUUCAGUCCAGAUUGUGGCACAAGCUGCUCUCUGCUUCGACAACAGACCAGUUCUCACCGGGUGUCUGCAGGCGAUGGGCAUCAACUCCAGCGGCACCGGCGCGGGCAUGCCGCCGCCUGCUCCCGGCAGCGCCGCGUCGACGGCGAUCAUGUGCAGCCCGCCGUGCUUCGGCCACGUGAGCAUGAUGAUGAGCUGCGUCAACGCCAUCUUCGGCAACUUCGUGAGCUACAACCCCGGCCUCAUGCAGGGCGUCCAGGCCGUCUUCCAGAUGUCCUGCGGCAACGUCAAUGGCCCAGGAGGAGCAGGAGCCGGAGCCGGCGGUGCUCCCGGAGGAGGUGCUGCUGGUGGAGCUGGAGGCGGGCCUGCUGGUAACGCUGCUGGUGCCGGCGGUGCUGGUGCCAGUGGUGGGGUUGGAGGCGGGGCUCCCGGUGGUAUUCCUAACGGCAUCGGCGGGCCCGGUGGUAUUCCUAACAGCAUCGGCGGUGCCGCCGGCGGAGGCAGUGGUGCGGCCGGUGCUAGUGGCACUACCAACAUCAUUGGCGGGGCUGCCGGCGGAGGUGCUGGUGCCGGUGCAGGUGGAGCUAGUAGCGGGGGCGUAGGCGGCAAUGACACUACCAACGGCGGCGCUGCCAUUGGUACUGUGGGCAGCAGCAACAUCACCAGUGUUUCACCCAAUGCAGGCUCGCACGUGGCGGUCAGCAACCAGAGUCGGCCGACCAGCAGCGCGGACGGGCCCACUCUCAGCCUCAAGGCCGCCUGCUCCUCCGCGCUGGUGAUAUGGGCUGGCGCGUCGCUGAUGCUCUUCUAGGUUUGACGGAAACGGCGACGAGCACGUUGCGGCGGGCUGUAAUAUGGUUUCUUUUCCGGAUGACAUACUACUAGCGUUGAUUUUACCACCAUCGGCGAGCGAACGAGCCUGGAUCUCGUAUGUAACCGCAACACGUGAUUCCUUCGCCUCGAUGAAUCAUGCAUGCCUAUGCACGUAUAUGUUUUCAGCCUCCUGAUGCGGAUGGUCUGGGUGUGUUUGAUCAUUCCUAUAAAUUGGAUCGGUUUUGUCCAAAAUGAUCCAAUCGAGUGGCACCUCGAUCGUAAUAUUUGUCGGUACUUCGUUACUCAA
This is a messenger RNA of Hordeum vulgare subsp. vulgare (domesticated barley), 1407 nucleotides long. RefSeq names its product glycine-rich cell wall structural protein 1-like. The transcript is spliced from 4 exons. Lineage: Eukaryota; Viridiplantae; Streptophyta; Magnoliopsida; Poales; Poaceae. Bases 124 to 1098 code for a protein of 324 amino acids. The record is from RefSeq and is a predicted model, not a curated record.